This is a messenger RNA of Dalotia coriaria, 2285 nucleotides long. RefSeq names its product glutamate receptor ionotropic, delta-1. Lineage: Eukaryota; Metazoa; Arthropoda; Insecta; Coleoptera; Staphylinidae. The record is from RefSeq and is a predicted model, not a curated record. Gene Ontology annotation, molecular function: ligand-gated monoatomic ion channel activity. Gene Ontology annotation, cellular component: membrane.
CUUUUCACACCCCCGCUUGACCAAUUGUCCUUGCAUGUUGACAACAGGCUCGUUAGUUCCUCACCGUUCUUCGGCCGAGUCAGUUGGAUAUUUUUCACAAUGACUGACGACGAGCCCUAUGAUCUGUGAGCAUGAAAAUGUCCCCCAGUUAUAAGUACAGAACACGCACAAAAAUUUAAAACAAGAAAGAUAAAUUAAUAACGGACGGUUUUAUUUUAUUUUUUGAUUUAGUGUAAAAGUGUAAUAUUUCAUAAUCAAAAUGGCGCUUGUUGAGUACAUCCUGCCACUUUUGUGCACAAAUAUUACCCUGAUGCAAAAUUAUUGGUGUGAUGGAGAUGAAUUAUAUCCGAAUGGAUUUAAACAAGAUAUAAGUAAAAUGCGUAAACAACGACUGGCUGAAUUGGCUAAUGAAUUGUCAAUGGAAACAUUUAAUAUUACCACAGUGGAUAAUAUGCCUUUGAGUGGAUUUAAUGAAACAAAUCCUGCAGCUAUUCAAGGAGCGGGUACAGCUUUUGAUUUCUUCAAUAUCAUCCAAGAAAAGUACGGUUUUAAAGUAAAUCUUCUCAAACCCAAAGAUAAAUCCUUGGAUUUGGAUAAAGGUGGAAUUAUGAGCAUGGUACAAAGCGGGGAAGUUGAUCUUGGAGUGGCUUUCCUACCGGUACUGACAACAUUCAAGAAUGUGAUUGAUUACUCUCGGGCUUUGGACGAGGGUGAAUGGGUAAUGUUAAUGAGACGUCCCCAGGAAUCCGCGACAGGAUCAGGAUUGUGGGCACCGUUCACGUUGGACGUCUGGUUAUUAAUUCUGCUGUCUUUGAUUGUCGUUGGUCCUGUUAUCUACGCUUUGAUUUUAUUGGAAGUUAAAUUAUGCCGUGAUGCUGAUCCUUUGUACCCGUUACCAGCGUGCGUUUGGUUUGUGUACGGUGCUUUGCUCAAACAAGGAAGCACUUUAUCACCAAUUACAGAUUCGUCACGAAUGUUGUUUGCUACCUGGUGGAUCUUUAUUACCAUUCUAACGGCCUUUUACACAGCGAAUUUGACUGCUUUCUUGACUUUGAGUAAGUUUACGCUGCCCAUCACCAAACCGGAAGAUAUUGGCAAGAAAGGAUACUCAUGGGUUGCCCACGUUGGAACUGCUGUUGAUGAAAGCAUGAAAUCAGAAAAUUCAACACUUCAAAGCUUGGCAAAAGGCUCAAAAUAUGAAAUUGUGGACAUGGAAGGACCUAGCAUCUUAACAGAUUGGGUAGAACGACGAAAUUACAUGUUCCUUGGAGAGAAACCCACUGUUGAAUACCUAAUGUACGAUGAUUACCGCGCAAAGACCAAUUAUUCAGAAGACAAACGCUGCACGUUUGUUAUAACUCCAUUUACAGUCGUUACUUAUUCCCGAGCAUUUGCCUAUCGUAAAAACUUCAAGUACUAUGAACUGUUUGAUGAAAUAAUACAACAUCUCUUUGAAUCUGGCAUAGUAAAAUACAAAAUGCGUGAAGAUCUACCCAACACCGAGAUUUGCCCGAUGAAUUUGGGCAGUAAAGAACGCCAACUGCGAAAUUCAGAUCUCUUGAUGACUUAUGUACUUGUUGGUGCUGGAUUUGGUGUAGCAGCUGUAGUGUUCAUCAUAGAACAACUUCUGCGAUUCACCGGUGCUCACAAAUCAACGCAUGCAUCAAACGCGCCGAAGAUGAACAACUUCUUCUCGGAGAAGAGUAUUCUACGCAGUAACAAACGCGAUGGCAAAUUCAAAUUCGCUACUUUCACUGAUAAUAACAACGUGAAGGGUACACUAUGGCAUGAGAUGAAUACAGGCUCGCAGGCUCCAGCACCACCGCCAUAUCAUGCCUUGUUUCAACCACCGUUUCCUAACAGUCCUAAUGGAGCUAAGAAGAAUAUCAACGGACGUGAUUAUUGGAUUGUAAAGUCGGUUUAUGGCGAGACCAAGUUGAUUCCUGUGCGCACACCUUCAGCACUUUUGUUUCAAUAUAAUAAUAAUUAAGAUAUUUCACUAUUUUGAUGAUAAACUUUCAGCCGCAUCAAAAAACGCACAAGGAAUAAAUUUUACAUUGAAACAAAGUGAUAGCAAUAAUAUUACGCACAAAAAAACGAUUGAAAACAUGAAUGAACACAAGCAAUUUAAAUUUUAAGUAAAACAAGUGAUUAUUAACGUUUAUUUAUAAAUUAGCGUGAGUGUGAGAUGUUAUUAUUAAAUGCAUGUCAAAGAAAUCUAUUCUUGUAAUAAUUUUGUUGUGAUCUCACAGAAAUAAAGAUUAUGUUGUGUAGUGUGUAGAUAA